AUGGCUCAACCAAAUAUCCUGGUAAAAAUAAAGCAAUUGCAGGAUGCUGAUGAGAAAGUGAAGGAAAUGCUGUCCAAAUUGGGUCGUUUCGAUAAUCUGAUGGCAGAAGCAGAGAGGAGAAGCAAGCAGGAAAAAGAGGAGGCAGAGGCAUGGGUGGCAGUUUUCGUCGAACUGAGGCGUCAGGUUGGUUCUUGGUUGAAUACCAUUGCACUCUACACCCGUCCCAAAGUAGAAAAUGCAGAUCCUGAUCAUGAGGAGGAAGAUUCAACGUCAUCGGACAGCGACGAAGACGACGGCGACGAUGAAAAAGAAGACGCUGAGGACAGAGUGGUACUAGGUUCUUCGUUGUGGCUCUUGUGGGACAAGUUGCGCUGGCUCAUUAACCCACGUAUCUUCUCCUGUUUUAGGCAGCGUAGGAUCAUUGAUUUGCCUUUGCACACAAAGUUGUUAAGUUCGAGUUUGGAUCAGCAUUUGGAAAUGGCAAUUGGAUCCAGGUUUUUCACAACCACUGGCAUAGGAAAUAGUAAUGCUGGGGAUCCCACGAUCAGUAGCAACACAGCUGUUCCACUUCUUCCAACUAUGGGUCAAACCAUGAAUGCGGGUCCAACGCUGAGGCGUAUUAUAACUGCUGGUGAGAAUCCAACUGUGGAUGAUGGAGGUCAGGAUUUACAUAAUCUACUCCAAGCCGUAAUUCCCGAUCAGAGGAGAGGCAGCAACAACAAUACCAAUAUUGGGGUAAAAGUGAUCUCCAUAUCAGGGGAGUGGGGUGCUGAAAGGACCACGUUGGCUGAACGGCUCUACAAUCAUGUUAAGGUUGACGAAAAUUUUGACGUUAGAAGAUGGAUUACGGUCCCAUUUCACUAUGACCCUGAAAAAUUGGCCAAUGAUCUCCUUGGGGGGAGCCAAUUUGAGAGCAUUGAGGACGCGCACCGCGUGUCGUGGGAGUGGCUGUUGCAGAUGAUAGAAGAGUUCUUCUACAUGAAAAGCUUCCUACUUGUCCUGGAUAAAGUUGAUACUUGCGACUCCAGGCUGAGGAAACUCUUGAACUCCUUUAAACAUGGUUCUCCCGGAAGCAUAAUCCUGGUGAUAAUAUCAUCUCCGUACGAAGCUCAAAACCUGCAGGGUGCGAGCAUGUAUCGUCCGCUGGUAAUGUCUCCCGAACAAGGGUGGUCCAUCUUGAGAGAUAUGUUGUCAUUGUCUGGGAAAUCUAACUUAUUGUCUGGUGAAUUUGAAGAGGUUGGAAGGAGAAUCAUCCAGAAAUGUGAGGGCGUGCUAUUCAAUCUAAAGAUCAUUGGCACCCAUUUACAGCUGAAAGACACUGUACAAGAGUGGAAUGAAGUUUUGAACAGCAACGUCUGGGAGAUGGAGGAAGCCAAGGCUCAUGGUUAUUGUCCAAUAUAUAUCAUCUACAAAGACUUGCCUCUGCCGUUGCAACAUUGCUUCUUAUACGUCGCCAUCUUUGAUUUUGAUGCUGUCAUAGAUAUUGAGCAACUGAUUAGAUUAUGGAUGGCAGAAGGUUAUCUUGGCCCCCCAAGUGAAAGAGAUGACAGGAGGAGAAGGAAGGGACUCGAUUACUUCAAUCAACUGGUACAUCGUUCUCUCUUCUACAAUUUUGUAAAGAGCUCGGUUCAUAGAGAUAAAAUAAUUAGUUGCCAAAUGGAUACUAGACUUCAUCUCUUCGCAAGGUGGUUGGUUCGUCGCAAACUAGCAGUUCCUCCAAGCUUCGACAUUGGAUCAUGUUUCAUCACCUUUUAUCAUUCCAUGGUGCACCCACGUUACGAGUGGUUAGGAUCCAAUCACAUCACGGCAUUGAACUUAUCUUCAUCUCGAGUAAGAAAACUUCCAAGGGAGAUCCGGAAUUUGAUGCUUCUCCAGUACUUGAACUUGAGUGGGAACCCAAUCAAGCGACUGCCGGAGACAAUAUGUGAUCUACAGUACCUUGAGUUCCUAGAUGUUCACCUCUGUUACAUGUUGUUGAAGCUCCCUCAGGGAAUUAGAAAGCUUCAACGCUUGAGACACCUAAGGAUUGACCAUACCACAGAGGAGUUGUCGAAACUGCCACCAGGGUUCGAGGAAUUGACUUUGGUUUGUACUUUAGAUGUCUUCAGGGCGGGUGGCAAGUAUAAUAAGAUCUCCAUGUUGAAGGACUUCCAUUAUCUAGAGGAAUUAUGCGUCGUCAUCCAUAGUAAAGUGAUUCUAGAGCAAGCAAAGUUGAGAAACAAAACUCAGAUGCAAAGCUUGGAAUUAUGUUUUGUUGGGGAGGGUCGUGAUCCCGAAGUGGUCAAACUUGUGGAGGCCUGGGUUCCACCUCCAUACUUAGAAUUGCUCAAGCUUGAGGGUUAUCAAGGAGUCCAACUACCACAAUGGAUAGUGGAACGAUCUUUCAUCAACAACUUAAGAAGGUUGACUGUAAAGUCAGCUUUAAAGCUCCUCUCCUUGCCUGCCUUGCGGAUAUUGUCAUCUCUUGAGUUUCUAUGGCUCGAUGAGAUUCCGAUUUUGAAACAUUUAGGCCGCGACUUCCUUGGAUUGCCAGACCAUAAAGUUCAGAAUGAACACAAAUGGAUUGGCUCUAAUGAAUCUGUCAAGGGUAUAGAAGCAUUUCCUAAAUUGAAGACAUUCCGAAUUGAAUGCCUAGAUAGCUUGGAUACAUGGGAGGAUCUAAAUGAAGACGAUGAGAAGAUUGUCCAUAGAAUCUCUGUGAUGCCACACUUAGAGGAGCUAAUCAUCAGGGGCUGCUCAAAGCUGAAGGUCCUGCCGCAUCGCAUCCUUGCAAGGAUACCCUCCCUCAAGGUUUCAAUUGAUGGUAAGUAA
Molecule: messenger RNA, 2811 nt
Organism: Oldenlandia corymbosa var. corymbosa
Lineage: Eukaryota; Viridiplantae; Streptophyta; Magnoliopsida; Gentianales; Rubiaceae
Source: the annotation of a GenBank genome assembly